Molecule: messenger RNA, 1161 nt
Organism: Rhagoletis zephyria (snowberry fruit fly)
Lineage: Eukaryota; Metazoa; Arthropoda; Insecta; Diptera; Tephritidae
Source: RefSeq, a predicted model, not a curated record
AUGCACGCCACAAUUCACCUCUGCCUAGCCGCCCUCAUCGUCCUCCUCAGCUGCAGCUCGCCGCUGUUGGAGGGCCAGGCAGCUGGGAACUACGCCGUGGAGACGGCUCACCGCCGCUUCGAGUACAAGUACUCCUUCAAGGGCCCCUACCUGGCGCAGAAGGACGGCACGGUGCCCUUCUGGGAGUACUCCGGGGCGUCCAUCGCCAGCGAGGAGAUGGUCCGCAUCACGCCCUCGCUGCGCUCGAAGAAGGGCCAAAUCUGGACCCGCGCCAAGACCACCUUCAACUGGUGGGAGGUGGAGCUGAUGUUCCGCGUCAACGGCAAGGGCCGCAUCGGCGCCGACGGCCUCGCCUUCUGGUACACCGACGUCAAGUACCCGGAGGGGCCGGUCUUCGGCUCAGCGGACCACUGGCAGGGCCUCGCCCUCUUCUUCGACUCCUUCGACAACGACAACAAGGGCAACAACCCCUACGUGAUGGCGAUGGUCAAUGACGGCACGAAGAGCUACGACCACAACACCGACGGCAUCAACCAGCAGCUGCAGGGCUGCCUGCGCGACUUUCGCAACAAACCGUUCCCCGUCCGCGCCAAGAUCGAGUACUACAAGAACGUGCUGACGGUGAUGUUCCACAGCGGCAACACCAACAACGAGCACGACUACGAGCUGUGUCUGCGCGCGGAGAACGUCUUCCUCCCGCCCUUUGGCCACUUUGGCAUCAGUGCGGCGACUGGUGGCCUCGCCGACGACCACGACGUCCUCAAGUUCCUCACCUACAGCCUGGUGCCGCAGUCGCAGGUGCAAGCAGCUGCCGGCACCGGAGGCCUCUCUGACGCCGACAAGCAGCGCUUCAGCGCCGAGUACGAGCAGUACAAGACGAAGUUGGAACGGCAACGAGAUGACUACCUCAAGGCUCAUCCGGAUGAGGCAAAGCGCCUGGAGCUCGAGUCGGACAAGGCGGCGGAGUCGGAGUUUGACUUCUCCGUGCGGGAGCUGCAGCAGAUCUACCAGGGCCAAAGUGAGGUCUUCGACAAUGUGAAGGCGAUGCACCACAAGUUGGACGAGAUUAUCGGUCGGCAGGAGCGGGCGUUGUCGCUGAUCACCAGCAUUCAGGCGAUGGGCGGCGGCGGUACGGCGGCUCACGGCGGAGGAGGUAAGUGA